CGAUGGUGCCUGCUCCAUACAGCGUCCGAUGGACGUCUAAACUUAUCCGCCGCGACUUGAAAUGCAUUGCUGGCAACUGUACCAGCAAAAUCAGAGGUCUCUUCUCACCCACGUCCAAGACGCGUGCCCAGGCCGAAUUCGAGAUCAAGGCCCCAUUCGACAUUGAAGGACUCCACGAGCCUGCGCUCACGAGCGCACCUGCCGGCAGCUGCGAUUCUACACUGUUCACGGAUGCCCCCGAGGCAAAUGUGAAAGCCUCCAACACGUUGUACGUACUUCUCGAAACAAAGCUCAAGGAGCUGUAUGCCUCCAGAGACCACGAUGUACCACAUCAUGAGCGCUGGCUGUUCCGCGGAGCCUGGCUCCUCAUGCAUCUGGCUACCCAAUAUUGUGCAUCAAAUCCUGUACACGACAUCCUCAACGCCGGCUCUUCACAUGUAGAUGAGACCAGUCUGCUCUUAGACAUCAUGCGUAAGUCCACAUCAGUCCUGGACAGCCGUUGCUAAUGAACUCUGAAGAGCAUAGCAUUACAAACCCAAUCGAUCCUACAACGUUGACCACGAAGG
Molecule: messenger RNA, 566 nt
Organism: Boeremia exigua
Lineage: Eukaryota; Fungi; Ascomycota; Dothideomycetes; Pleosporales; Didymellaceae
Exons: 1
Source: RefSeq, a predicted model, not a curated record